ACGUUCUGGACGAGGUCACAUGGCGAGGAAGAUGGCUGCUUCCUGAAAAGGCCGGGAGUUACGGCUGCAGCUGCUGCCAGAUACUUAAGAAGUUCUUGCUGCUCUUGCUCUCUCCAGUGGUGCAGUUUGCAUUCCAUCUGCAUUUCCUCAUUCUUUGCGGUGCUGCCCAUCAGUCCUCCUGAGGAGAUCCUUUCUAUUUGUGAGGACCUAAGCCCACAAGUCACCUUGGCUGACCUGGCAGAAGCCCUGGGACUUAAAGCACCAUGGUAACAGAGAAGGAAGUAGAGGCCAUCGGGCAGACCCUUGUGGAUCCCAAGCAGCCCCUGCAGGCCCGUUUCCGGGCCCUGUUCACCCUUCGGGGGCUGGGUGGGCCUGGGGCCAUUUCAUGGAUCAGCCAGGCCUUUGGCGAUGAGUCAGCCCUACUGAAGCAUGAGUUAGCCUAUUGCCUGGGCCAAAUGCAGGACACUAGAGCCAUCCCUGUAUUAGUGGAGGUGCUGAAGGAUACGAGUCAGGAGCCUAUGGUCCGGCAUGAGGCUGGAGAGGCUCUGGGAGCCAUAGGCAACCCAGAAGUGUUGGAACUCCUGAAGGAAUACUCCAAGGAUCCUGUCAUCGAGGUGGCAGAGACAUGCCAGCUGGCAGUACGGCGGCUAGAGUGGCUGCAGCAGAAUGGAGGGGAGCCCACAGGUAGCCCCUACUUGUCUGUGGACCCAGCCCCACCAGCUGAGGAGAAGGAUGUGGGGCGUCUUCGGGCCAUGCUCCUGGAUGAGUCACGCCCGCUCUUUGACCGCUAUCGGGCUAUGUUUGCUCUACGAAAUGCUGGGGGCAAGGAGGCCGCACUGGCCCUUGCAGACGGUCUGUGCUGUGGCAGUGCUCUGUUCCGCCAUGAGGUGGGCUAUGUGCUGGGCCAGCUGCAACAUGAGGCCUGCAUACCCCAGCUGACAGCUGCCCUGGCCAGCCAAGCUGAGAACCCCAUGGUACGACAUGAAUGUGCUGAAGCCUUGGGCUCUAUUGCCCAGCCCGACUGUCUGGCUGCCCUUCGGGCCCAUGCAGCGGAUGCGGAGCGUGUAGUGCGUGAAAGCUGUGAGGUGGCCCUGGAUAUGUAUGCCUAUGAGAACGGGCCUGAAUUCCAGUAUGCCAAUGGCCUCAGCCAGCUUCACCAGCCCUCUCCUGUGCUGGAUGGAUUCUCCUGACUUUGUGAACCUACUGCCACCAUGCUCUGGUAGCUUCUGCUAUCACCUGCUUUGGCCUCAUCUUUCCUGCUCCUGGGCCUACUUUGUCCUCUUACAAGAAUGACUACUCAUUAGAAUCAGCUGAAAGGGGCUGGAAACAGGAAAUGACCUGGGUGGGUUAGAAAAGGUUAGGAACAGUUGGAAUCUUCUGGGAAGGGGACAUUAAUCUUUUGGGAGAUGCCAGAAUCAAUUAGGAGCAGAGCCAGUUCUUUGGGGAUCAUAUCUACAUCUGUUGGCAUGAGAUCAAGAUCUCCUUAAAGAGCUGGUCAUCUCUAUUGGACUAGGGUCUUUUGGGAGCACUUGGGGGUCUUCUGGGGGAUAGAAGAGUACCAUUGGGAUGGGAUCAGGGUUUUACUAGAGGUGUUGGGAUCUGUUGAGAUAGGGGGAUAGGGCCUAUUGGGAGCAGAUUGAGAUCUUUGGAAUUCUCUGUUGGGAGAAUCUAAUGGUAAUAUGGAAUCUAGGUUUACUGGGAGAUAUUGGGAUUGUCAGUAAAACUAGAUUUGUUGGGGUCCCUUUGGAGAAGAUCUGGAAAAGAAUCUGGAUUGAUUGGGGGAAAUGGCAUAUAGCUAUUCCAUAGUUGAGACCUUCUGGAGGAAGCCUUUUCCAAGUUGCUAAUCUCCACCUGACCAUAUGUUCCAGACCAUCUGGGCAACUUGGAAACCCACCCACAUGUACUCCCUUUCCUACCAUCUACUACCUGUCUGGAAGGGAAACCUUCUCUGGGCAUGGAUGGUGCCUGCCCAGUUAGAUGAUUGGGGUGGGAGUCUUUGAGGGACAUGGAAGAGGGUAGAUCACAAAGUGGGCAGAGUUCUUAAGUGGAUUCUUCCCAGGGAAAGGAGAGCUGGGCAGGGGCCUCGGGGAAGAGGUGAAAGCAGGAGGUCUGGGCUUGAGUCCCAAAGCACAAAGGCCAUCUGAACUGAAUAUUAAAUUAUUUAUCUGAGGAAA
This is a messenger RNA of Trichosurus vulpecula (common brushtail), 2174 nucleotides long. It is a transcript of the gene DOHH, whose product is annotated as deoxyhypusine hydroxylase. The record is from RefSeq and is a predicted model, not a curated record. The coding region runs from base 264 to 1190 and encodes 308 amino acids. Gene Ontology annotation, molecular function: deoxyhypusine monooxygenase activity. Gene Ontology annotation, biological process: peptidyl-hypusine biosynthetic process. The transcript is spliced from 6 exons. NCBI's taxonomy places the organism in Eukaryota, Metazoa, Chordata, Mammalia, Diprotodontia, Phalangeridae.